Lathyrus oleraceus (garden pea) is the source of this 1435-nucleotide messenger RNA. RefSeq names its product anthranilate N-methyltransferase. The transcript is spliced from 4 exons. Gene Ontology annotation, molecular function: O-methyltransferase activity; protein dimerization activity. The record is from RefSeq and is a predicted model, not a curated record. Bases 159 to 1235 code for a protein of 358 amino acids. NCBI's taxonomy places the organism in Eukaryota, Viridiplantae, Streptophyta, Magnoliopsida, Fabales, Fabaceae.
UUAAGGUAGCAGUGUCACGUGUUUUAUUUUAGUAUUUUCCAAACAACUUACAAUAGACAUUGUGUUACGCCUCUCCCUCUCCUCCUCUCUAUAUAACUAAGAUCAUAAGAUCACAAGAACUAGAAAAACUCAAAACAAACCAUAUAGUAAAACUUCACAUGGCUGAUAAUAACCAACAUUCUAACGGAAAUGUCAAUGAUGGCCUCGAAUUUUGCACACAAGUAACAGGUUCAAUUAUUCUUCCAUUGGCUUUAAGAACAGCCAUUGAUCUUGGUGUUUUUGACAUCCUAGCAAAAGCUGGUGAUGGCGCAGAACUAUCCGCAGAAGACAUUGCUAUUAAGAUUGGAACCAAAAAUCCAGAAGGACCAACAAUGUUGGAUCGUGUUCUUUGUUUCUUGUCAAGUCACUCUAUUCUAAAUUCAUCUGUUCCUCAACAUCCUCAAAGCCUUCAAAGAUUCUAUAGCCUCUCGAACCAGUCCAGGUUUUUUGUCCCCGAUUCCGAUGGCAUCUCGUUGGGACCGACAUUAGCAUUGCUUCUAGACAACGUCUUCUACCAAAGCUGGACGGAAUUGAAAGGCGCGAUUAUGGAAGGAGGUGUACCAUUCGAUAGGGUUCAUGGAAUGCAUGCAUUUGAGUAUCCACGUGUGGAUCCAAAGUUCAACGAUGUUUUCAACAAAGCUAUGGUUUGCACAACUACAAUAAACAUGAAGAUGGUUCUUAAUUGUUAUAACGGUUUUGAGAAUAUAAAUAAGCUCGUCGAUGUUGGUGGUGGUCUUGGAAUUAAUCUCAAAUUGGUUACAACAAAAUAUUCUCAUAUCAAAGGAAUUAAUUUCGAUUUGCCUCAUGUCCUAGAACAUGCUCCAUCCUAUCCAAACGUGGAGCAUGUGGGAGGAGAUAUGUUCGAGAGUGUUCCGUCGGGAGACGCAAUUUUUAUGAAGUGGAUACUUCAUGAUUGGAGUGAUGAACAUUGUUUGAAGCUGUUGAAAAAUUGUUACAAAGCAAUUCCUGAAAAUGGAAAGGUUAUUGUGGUGGAAGCAGUUCUUCCUAUAUUGCCAGAGACAAGUGCAACUGCUAAGAGUGGUUACAUGUCAGAUCUUGUAAUGUUGACACAAAAUCCAGGAGGAAAAGAGAGAAAUGAGAAUGAGUUUAAGGAAUUGGCAAAAGGAUCUGGGUUUAGUGAUGUGAAACAUGUAUGUUCUGUGUCUGGAUUAGUGGUUAUGGAGUUUUAUAAAUAGAUAGGGUCCCUCUAAUUUGUGUCUAAACAAAUGUUUACAUAUAUUUUAUAUAUUUUGCUUUAUAAAUGUGUGGAAAUUCUAAGGCGUUAGGUAUUAGAGAGGUGAAUGUAAAACCAAUUUAAGUUUAUUCGAAGGUUUUCUAUAAAUUUGUUAGAGCUUAAUCCUUUUAAUAAAACCCUCCAACUUAUAAAAUGUAUUAA